AUGAAUGAUACAAAAUUGUCACUUAACGCUGUACAAUACUGGUUAAACCCAGCAGAAGUGCGGGAUCGUCAUUCGAUAGUAAUGGAUAGGCUUCGAGUGGUAAUGGGGUAUCUUAAAAAGACUCCUAUAUGCAUUAGUUCACCGACCUUAACUUUAACUGUAUCUCCAGCUAAUUUUAAGUUUCCAUCAACACAAGCCGUUAAGAAUGAAACAACAAAAGAACGAGAAACAUGUGGAAUUCCAGCUUCGAAUGUUCGUGAAGAAUACUUAAAGUCAUUAGAUCUGCCGUACCUCAGUAGGAUAAGCAAGAAAGAAGGGCCUUAUGAUUAUAAAAGAGCUAUGGAAUUCUCAAAGGCCUUGAAGCGGACUAUGGAUAGUAAAAGUGCGGAUCAAACCAUAUUCUCUCUAUGUAGCGAAAGCAUUGCCAAACUGAUAUCGCUUUUGCUCCAAAUAACUCCUGAUAAGCUGGUGGUACCAUCAUCCACGCGGAUCUUUCCUAGAGAACUUUUCACAGAUAUUCCGAAGUUAACAGACGAAAUCACAAGUGAUACGGAUAAAUUCGCAAAUUAUAUUGGGUUGUUAACUCAUACUAAGUUUCAUUAUAAAGGUUCUUCUUCCCAAGGGGGUAUUAUACCAAAGCUACUAAAUAGCUUGUUGCAUCCUUCAAACAGUCAAACUGUAAAAUUAAAAUCAACAUCAGUAUUCAAUGAUGUUAUCUUCUACUACACAACGAAAAAUAACUUUGCAACUUGCAGAGAACUUUUUGCACAAAUGAAAGCGGAAGGUUUCAAUCCUGACACAAUGACCUACAAUCUACUAUUGCGGUCCUUAAGAAAAAAUGAUGCACUAGUAAAACAAAAGCUUCCCUAUGAUGAGGCUGUAUUUUACCUUACAAAAAUGAAAAUAGAAGGAGUUCCUGCUGAUGUGAUUACAUGGAACACAUGUUACCUUCUCUUAAAGGACAAUAUCUCUAGAGCUAUCUUUUUAGAGAAGAUGAUUGAAAAGAAUGUCCCUCUAACACAACAUAUCAUACAUGCAGUUUUGGGUGCCAGCGACGUUCCUUACCAAGCCGUGAUAAAUUUUUUAGUAGAAUACGACUUCCCCAUUGAUACCAAUAUUAUUAAAAUAUGUUUUAGUAAACUUAUUGAGGAAGAAAAUUAUGAAAGGUCAUGGAAACUACUCGAACAUGCCAAAAGAUCGAAGUUUAACGUUAGCGAUCCAUUUUUCUUGGAAACUUACAUCAGAAAAUUUGCGGAUAUGGGCCGUAUGGACCUAUCUUUAAUCACAUUCAACACACUAACUACAAAAUAUAUGGUAACACCUACGCUUCAUUGCUACGACAUGCUUUUCAAGUGUCUUGUUAGGCAAGGGUAUCAUAAGAAUUUUGGUGUUGUUUAUAAGUAUUUAGUCCAAAAGCUUAAACAUCUAACAGGGGGCAAGAUAAUAUCCAACUAUUGGAUCGUUAAAAGCAGGGCUAUUCUAAAAUUCAAUAUUGGGUCGAAAGGUGACAGGGACAUUUCUCAAGCGGUUUCGGACUUAGAUCACUUGAUAAAAAAAUGUGUCUGGAAUGAAGAUAAAGGCUUGAAAAUUGACUGCUGGGACCAGUAUUAUCAAUAUAGAAGGCUUUUCAGAACUGUAGGUGCGGUGCCUCAUCAUACUUCAUCGAAGAAGCUGAAUAAAGAACAAUACCCAGCAGAAGCCUCAAGAAAGAAGAAAAAAUAUAUCAAGCGUAUGAAAGAAACUUCUAUUGCAAAUAAAAAAUUGAAAGACGCACAAUACGAGAAAGAUUAUUAUGGUGCGCUGAAGAAUGAUCUUUUGAACAGAGGAAUAAUGGACAAUUAG
Kluyveromyces marxianus DMKU3-1042 is the source of this 1842-nucleotide messenger RNA. It is a transcript of the gene AEP3, whose product is annotated as Aep3p. Gene Ontology annotation, molecular function: protein binding. The transcript has a single exon. The record is from RefSeq and is a predicted model, not a curated record. The coding region runs from base 1 to 1842 and encodes 613 amino acids. NCBI's taxonomy places the organism in Eukaryota, Fungi, Ascomycota, Saccharomycetes, Saccharomycetales, Saccharomycetaceae.